UGAUUGGUGACGACGGCAAGCAAGCGUUUAUUUUGGCUCUGCUACUCAUUUGUCUCACUGUCGCCGCCAUUAAACAACACGGAGGCAAUGUAAACCAUGGAGUGACGCUGAUUUAUACCAUGAUUCAAGGACCGCAGAGGCUUUGCCAAGGUGUGGGUUAUUCUACGAGGGGUUAAUGUGUCCACGAAGGUAAACAUGUGAGAGACCAAAGGGGUCGAAAUAACUCGGAUUGGGAAAGGUUUGACAGAGUAGGAGGAGGGGAGGGUGGGGGGGGGCUGUACAAGAAGGGUUUGUUGUGGUUUUCAGCAGCACUUGAGAAACGAGCGCAUCCGCGAAACGAUCUAUCACCACAGUUUGACCAUCCAAAGUGAUCCACGAUGACGGAACAGAAGGUGAAGUGGGUCUGUGACUACUGCACCUAUGAAAACUGGCCAUCUGCAGUCAAGUGCACUAUGUGCCGCGCGCACAGGUCGAGGGGCCCCAUCAUCACAGAGGAACCUUACAAGAACAGCCCUGAUCUGGACCCCAGUCUGGAGUGGGACCCUCCCAGAACUGAGAGUGGCAGCAGCCUCCUGAUCUGCCCUGACUCCAGUGCUAGGCCAAGAGUCAGGUCAGCCAGCAUCGCUGAAAUUGCCAAUAAGUGGUCCUGCCAGAUAUGCACCUACCUUAACUGGCCCCGGGCCAUCCGUUGCACACAGUGCCUGUGUCAGCGCCCGAGGACCAGCAGCCCCACUGAGUCCCCCCAGACUUCAGGCUCCAAUGCAGGCUGCCGUCCUGCUCUCCACUCCCCCGUGGACACCUGUGAGGAGUACAAUGACAGAAACAGACUCAACACCCAUCAGCAGCACUGGACAUGCGCAGCUUGCACUUACCAGAACUGGCCCAAAACUACAAAGUGUGUGGUGUGCGACCACCCCAAGCCCAACAACCAGGAAGCCAUAGAGCUCGCAGAGUCCGCAGAGCCCACACCCACGAUCAAUGAGCAGGAUCGGGCUCGAUGGAGGAGCAGUUGCAGUGGAGGUCAGGGCCAAAGAAGGUCCCCUCCUAUGCCCAAGAGGGAAGACAAUGUCAAAAUGGACUUCCAGAGGAUAGAGCUCGCAGCUGGAGCCAUGAGCAGCAAAGAGGAGCAAGAGGUCGACUUCAAGAAGCUAAAGCAGAUUAGAAACCGGAUGAGGAAAACAGACUGGCUGUUCCUCAACGCGUGUGCUGGCGUGGUGGAGGGAGACCUGGCGGCAAUAGAAGCCUACAAAUCAUCCGGCGGGGACAUCGCCCGGCAGCUCACUGCUGACGAGGUGCAGCUCCUCAACCGGUCCUCUGCGUUUGAUGUAGGCUUCACCCUGGUCCAUCUGGCCAUCCGCUUCCAGAGGCAGGACAUGUUAGCUAUCCUGCUCACAGAGGUGAGCCAGCAGGCAGCUAAGUGCAUCCCCUCCAUGGUGUGUCCUGAACUGACGGAGCAGAUCCGCAGGGAAAUUGCAGCAUCACUACACCAACGCAAGGGAGACUUUGCCUGUUACUUCCUCACUGACCUGGUCACCUUCACCCUGCCUGCAGAUAUAGAGGACUUGCCGCCUGCUGUCCAAGAGAAGCUGUUUGAUGAAGUUUUAGAUCGAGAUGUGCAGAAAGAGUUGGAAGAGGAAUCUCCUGUCAUCAACUGGUCUCUAGAGCUGGGCACACGCCUGGACAGUCGUCUGUAUGCCUUGUGGAACCGCACAGCCGGAGACUGUCUGUUGGACUCUGUUCUACAGGCCACCUGGGGCAUCUACGACAAGGACUCUGUUCUCCGCAAGACCCUCCAUGACAGCCUGCAUGACUGCUCCCACUGGUUUUACACACGCUGGAAGGAGUGGGAGUCAUGGUACUCGCAGAGUUUUGGUUUGCAUUUCUCCCUGAGAGAGGAGCAGUGGCAGGAGGACUGGGCGUUCAUCCUGUCUUUGGCCAGCCAGCCCGGGGCCAGCCUGGAGCAGACCCACAUUUUUGUUCUCGCACACAUUCUUCGAAGACCGAUCAUAGUCUACGGAGUGAAAUACUACAAAAGUUUCCGUGGGGAAACGUUAGGAUACACUCGUUUUCAAGGAGUGUACCUGCCGCUGUUAUGGGAGCAGAGUUUCUGCUGGAAGAGCCCCAUCGCCCUGGGCUACACGCGGGGACACUUCUCGGCCCUGGUGGCCAUGGAGAACGACGGCUACGACAAUCGGGGUGCGGGCGCCAACCUCAAUACUGACGACGAUGUCACGGUCACUUUCUUGCCGCUGGUGGACAGCGAGAGGAAGCUGCUGCACAUUCACUUCCUGUCUGCACAAGAGAUGGGCAACGAGGAGCAGCAGGAGAAGCUGCUGAGGGAAUGGCUGGACUGCUGCGUGACAGAAGGAGGCAUGCUGGCAGCCAUGCAGAAGAGCUCCCGCCGCCGUAACCACCCCCUGGUCACCCAGAUGGUGGAGAAGUGGUUGGACAGAUAUCGCCAGAUCCGCCCCUGUGCCUCUCUGUCCGACGGCGAGGAAGAGGAGGACGAAGAUGAGUGAGCGAGCGGAGGUGGAGAAGAAAAAAGGAGCUCUUAAAAGACUGGACACUGUAGGCUCUGAGAGAGUACCUUACUAUCUACAUUUCUUUUUUUUUUUUUCCUUUCUCCAAAAUGUAAAUCUUUAACUUGUAAUAAUGCAUGUGUUCUGUGAGCUCUGUGAUAGAAAAAAAACCAGCACCAACAAACAGAAUCCUGAUUACUGCUCCUAUGAAAGCACAUCAAGUCCACUUAGUUUGCCUUCCUAUACGCAGAUUUCUCCUUAUUUGUUAUCAAAGUAAUUAUCUCAACCUGAGAGAAAUAGUAGGACAUGUAGGAAAAUAUACUCUAUUUAAGGAAAUCCCGAAGCUGCACUAGAUGAGAAAUUUCAUUUACAGAAUUGCCUGACAGAAAUUUUGCUUAAAACUGAGAGGAUGCUAAUCUGUGUGUGUGUGUGUGUAUGUUAAAGGUUUAAAGAGCACCUGUUUUCCUGAACGCUGAUCCCUCUGCAAACCCCCUUCUGAUGUUGGAUUUAUUUAUUUGUUUAGGAGAGUUAGCGCGCGGAGGCGAUCCCUUUUUGUUUGGCCCCGUUUUAUCUGUGUUCUGUUUGAUCCAUUCAGUCUUGAAGUAUUUUAUUUUGCACAGAUUAUACCUACAUUCUGUGAGGGGAGGGGAAAAAGGACGUACAAGUUUACUGACAUUUUUACGUGUGAUUUAGUAGCUCAUUGUCAUGUUAGAGUGGGUGGUGGUGAUGCUGGUGGGGAAAAGAGAAAACCAAACACUCUGCCUCUUUCUAUAGAGUGCAUUAAUAUUAAAUUUGACUCACUUGCAUCUUC
Molecule: messenger RNA, 3330 nt
Organism: Morone saxatilis (striped sea-bass)
Lineage: Eukaryota; Metazoa; Chordata; Actinopteri; Moronidae
Gene: zranb1a
Product: zinc finger, RAN-binding domain containing 1a
Exons: 10
Coding region: 378-2519 (713 amino acids)
Biological process (GO): protein K29-linked deubiquitination; protein deubiquitination involved in ubiquitin-dependent protein catabolic process; positive regulation of Wnt signaling pathway
Cellular component (GO): cytoplasm; nucleus
Molecular function (GO): cysteine-type deubiquitinase activity; K63-linked polyubiquitin modification-dependent protein binding
Source: RefSeq, a predicted model, not a curated record